AUGGAGAACUCCACGGUGAACAGCCUGACGCUGCAGCUGGAGGGCCUGUCGGUCUCCAGCAGCAGCCGCUACCCGGUCUUCCUGCUGCUGCUCUGCUCCUUCGUCUUCAUCCUUCUGGCCAACGCGGCCAUCGUGGGCCUGAUCCUGACGCAGCGGAGCCUCCGUCAGCCCAUGUACCUGCUCUUCUGCAGCCUGGCCGCCAACGAUGUCAUGGGGAACGCGCUUCUGGUUCCGCGGCUGCUCGCCGACGUUCUGCUGCCUCCGUCUCAGCGCCUCAUUCACUUCUACGAGUGCGUGGUCCAGGCGUUCGCCACGCACCUGUUCUGCGCCAACUCGCACACCGUGCUCAUGGUCAUGGCCUUCGACAGGUACGUGGCUAUCUGCCGCCCGCUGCGCUACGCCUCCAUCAUGACGGACAGGCGGGUGGUCCAGCUGACGGCCGGCGCCUGGGGAGCGGGCUUGGUUUUAGUCGGGGUUCUGCUGGGUCUGACUCUGCGGCUGAACCGGUGCAGGACACUGAUCGCGAACCCCUACUGUGACAACGCGUCUCUGUUCAAGCUGUCGUGUGAUGACGCGGCCGUGGCCAACGUCUACGGCCUGGCCUACACCGGCCUGCUGCUCUCCUCCUCCGCUGCCUGCAUCGUCCUCACCUACUCCAAGAUCGCGGCGGCCUGCGUGAGCAGCAGCAGCAGGCGUCUGAGUGGCUGGGCCCGGACCACCUGCAGGGCCCGGACCACCUGCAGCAGCCACCUUUGUGUGUAUGUGCUGAUGCUGCUCAGCGGGCUGGUGUUCGUCGUCCUCCACCGCUUCCCCCAGCACGCAGAGCUCAGGAAGACGGCCGCCAUCCUGUUCCACACAGUGCCGGGCAGCCUGAACCCCGUCAUCUACGGGCUGCAGUCCAAGGAGAUCCACAGGUGUCUGUCCAAACUGGUCCCGGUGAGGAGACACCGGCAUCACAAUCAGAGGAAAUCCAGUGAUCUGUGAGAAAACUGGUUGAAGCAGUGAUAGGAUGUGAAUCCUUGUGUAAUGUGGACUUUAGGUCAUUUUGUGACUUGUAAAAUGGAUCCCGCAUGUUCUGUUCAAAACAGACUGUUUUCAGGAACCCUAAAAACAAAAAAAAGUUUAACCAGAAAACCCCAAAUCUCACAGACUCUGCUCUGGUUGAACUGGUGGUUC
Molecule: messenger RNA, 1176 nt
Organism: Betta splendens (Siamese fighting fish)
Lineage: Eukaryota; Metazoa; Chordata; Actinopteri; Anabantiformes; Osphronemidae
Product: olfactory receptor 4E1-like
Exons: 1
Coding region: 1-984 (327 amino acids)
Biological process (GO): G protein-coupled receptor signaling pathway
Cellular component (GO): membrane
Molecular function (GO): olfactory receptor activity
Source: RefSeq, a predicted model, not a curated record